Asparagus officinalis (garden asparagus) is the source of this 1128-nucleotide messenger RNA. RefSeq lists its product as uncharacterized. Lineage: Eukaryota; Viridiplantae; Streptophyta; Magnoliopsida; Asparagales; Asparagaceae. Gene Ontology annotation, molecular function: catalytic activity. The record is from RefSeq and is a predicted model, not a curated record. The transcript is spliced from 10 exons. Bases 186 to 1004 code for a protein of 272 amino acids.
CGUGCGCCAAAAUCAGUGAACGACAAAAAACAGAGGAACUCAAACCUGCUGCAGCGUCCCACAGACUUAAUUAACAAAGCACUCAGAUUCUACCGAGUCUCUCUCACUUAAAUAACCCCCCUCGAUGGGAUCUUGGUAAUUUUAUCGACAAGCAAUCCAUCCUCAGUUAGUUUUUAAUUAGUAUAAUGAGAACUUUUGCUCUGAAAUGGCUCUUCUCCGUUAUCCUUUUCUGGGUCUCCUUCAACAGCGCUGAGGAGGCUGCGGUGGUGACGACGGUGGAUGUGCACGAUGCAAAAGGGCUGCUGGGUUCCGGUCACCGCUACCUAGACGUCAGGACCGCGGAGGAAUUCAGCAAGGGUCACCUGGAGAACUCUCUCAAUGUUCCUUUCAUGUUCUUCACCCCACAAGGGAGAGUGAGGAACCCAGAUUUUGUCGAGCAGGUGUCGCUGGUCUGUAACAAGGAGGAUUUCAUUAUGAAGGGAUGCCAAAGUGGAGUGCGAUCGCUGCAAGCAAGUGCCGAUCUUCUAAAAGCGGGAUUCAAGAAUGUGAAAAACGUGGGAGGUGGAUAUGCUGCGUGGUUGGAAAAUGGAUUUCCUGUGAAGAAACCUGAAGAGGAAACAUCAAGUAGCAAGCCUCACACCGAAGAAGUUGUUACCGUGGAUGUUCACUCAGCCAAAGGCCUCAUUUCUUCGGGCCACUGUUAUUUAGAUGUCAGGACUGUGGAGGAAUUCAAGAAGGGCCACCUAGAGAAUUCACUCAAUGUUCCUUAUUGGUUCUUCACUCCAGAAGGAAAGGUGAAGAACCCGGACUUUGUUGAACAGGUCUCGUUGGUCUGCAACAAUGAAGAUCAGAUAGUUGUGGGAUGUCAAUGUGGGGUGCGAUCAUUACAAGCAUCAACUGAUCUUCUCAAAGCUGGUUUCAAGAAUGUGAAGAACAUGGGAGGAGGUUAUGCUGCAUGGGUUGAGAACGAUUUUGAUGUGAAGAAAUUCGAAGACGAGUUGUAGAUUAGUAGUUGUUAUGAAGUCAAAUUGAUGUCUUUGAUAUUGCUAUGUGUACAUAUGUAGAUUAACUAUAAGAAGACCACGGGCCAAAAAAAAUAAAAAUAAAGAAGGAUUAUUUAUGUGUGAA